AUGACAAGAACGAGGGGGGGUAAAACCGAGUCACAGUGUCAUGAAUGCAAGGGAUAUGGACACUUCAAGACCGACUGCCCCACUGUCAAGAGGAGAAGCAUUACUUGCUACAAGUGCAAAGGAAUAGGUCAUACACAACAAGAAUGUGAGUAUGAUGAGAAGAUGGGGAAGUCGAUGAUGGGCGUUGCUGAUGAAGAUUCUGAAGGAGAGUCUGAAGAUGAGGAAGAAGUCAGUAACUUUGUCGCAUUUGCUGGAAUUGCUGAAAUAGAAGAUACAAAGAUCUCUGAGUCUGACCAAGAGGAUCCACUCACAGAUGAUGAAUCUGAAGUUGAUAUCCAUGAAAGCUAUAAGGAAGUUCGAAAUGCCUUAGUAGAAGUUGGGAAGGAAAACAUUGAGCUCAAGAAGGAGAACACUCGUCUUACUGCACGAGUUGACGAACUUCAGAAAGCACUUCAAGCCGAGAAGGAUCUCAACAUGGAUAAUCUUAACAUCGUGCUUGAAAAGAUGGAUGCAGUUAAACGAGCAGACGACAUUACCAAGGAGUACUUUCUGGAAAAGGAGAAUUCCAGAAAUCUACAAGCUGAAUUGGAUCAACACAGAAAGCAACUCAAGAUGCUGACUGGUACUAAGGAACUCGACAAGAUUCUGAGCAUUGGCCGUGUAGGGAAGUCAAAUCUUGGUCUAGGAUACACAGCCAGCAGUGUUACAACUGGAAGAAUGUCAAGUUUGUCUCUGGAGGGUUGGCUCAGGAUGUCCAUCAAGCAGAUACUAAGACACCAGCUCAGAAACUUGAUUCCAUUCUCAAAACUGGGAAUCGAGGGAAGAGCACCAUGGGACUGGGAUAUGAUUCUUCUCCAACUCGCAAUCCGAAAGGAUUUCAGAGUCCAAGAGGAAAACAUCAAGGAAAGGAGUGCUAUUUCUGUGGGUCCUUAG
Microthlaspi erraticum is the source of this 933-nucleotide messenger RNA. The record is from the annotation of a GenBank genome assembly. NCBI's taxonomy places the organism in Eukaryota, Viridiplantae, Streptophyta, Magnoliopsida, Brassicales, Brassicaceae.